Messenger RNA from Cicer arietinum (chickpea), 1842 nucleotides. RefSeq names its product protein IQ-DOMAIN 22. The record is from RefSeq and is a predicted model, not a curated record. Gene Ontology annotation, molecular function: protein binding. NCBI's taxonomy places the organism in Eukaryota, Viridiplantae, Streptophyta, Magnoliopsida, Fabales, Fabaceae.
UUAGGAGGAAAAUGAGUUAGGAGUAAAAUUUGAGAAUCGAAAAGGGUACGGCAUAGAUAAAACAAUAGUUUAUAUUAUUUGAUGAUUGCAUUUAAAAGGCGCAGAUAAUUAGAAAGAAAGAAAGUAACUUAAAACUUGAUUUGGCCUGACACUCCAAAAGGGAACACUUUUUCCUCUUUCCUCACUUCAAAGACCCAUCCUUCUUACUUCUCUCUCUUUCGAUUCUCACUUUUAUUUAUUUUUUAACACACAAAACAACUUCCCUUGUACAUAUAAAAAACAAGAAGAAGAAGAAGAAGAAUAACUACCUUAUGGGAAAGGCAUCAAGGUGGUUUCGUGGCCUUCUCGGUCUCAAAAAAUCGGAGCAUGAUCAAUACGUCUCACCUCAGAAGCCACCCAAGGAGAAACGCCGUUGGAGUUUCGUCAAAUCAUACAGAGAACAACAACACGUAGACAACACCAAACAAGCCAUCACAGUCGCUGCUGCCACGGCUGCAGCUGCAGAAGCUGCAGUAGCCGCGGCUCAAGCUGCUGCCGACGUGGUCAGAUUCAACAGCAGUAACGGAAUCAUCCGGAUACGCGAACAAUGGGCAGCCGUUAAGAUCCAAGCCGCUUUUCGAGGCUGUUUGGCAAGGAAGGCACUGCGAGCAUUAAGAGGGCUGGUGAAGCUCCAGGCACUAGUGAGAGGUCACAUUGAGAGGAAACGGACAGCAGAGUGGCUGAAAAAAAUGCAAGCGCUCUUACGGGCACAGACGCGAGUUAGUGCAGCACGAACCCUGCAAACCUCACAGUCAAAUGUAAAGUCAUCUACACUCCACCUCUAUGGUCCAGCUACACCAGAAAAAUCUGAAAGCCCUGUAAGAUCUAGGAGCGUGAAAUAUGAGCAUUCACCUGCACUCAAGAGAAAUGGUUCCAAAUCAUGUCUCCCAAUCAGUGGAAAUAUAUCAGAGACUCAUUUAGAUGAACAAUCAUGGAAUAGAGUAAGAUCACUGAUAAGAACAUAUAGCCGAAGCGAAGAAAAAGCUGAUAGGAUUGUUGAAAUUGAUUCUGGAAAACAACACUUCACCUCAAAACAUAGAAACCUCUUUUACUCAACCAGCGACACUGAUCAUUAUUACAGUCAAAGUUUAACCCCAACAAAAGACUCAAAAUCUCAUCAAUCUGGUCAAAGUCUAUCAUGUGAGGUUCAAUCUUAUUACAAUCCACUAAAACUCAACGAAGUUGAAGAGAGUCCGUUUUGCACUGCAAGCAAUAGUCCUCAAUUUUUAUCAGCAACCUCAAAUGAUGAUGGUUACAAAAGAAGCCCUUUUACUCCAACUAAGAGUGAUGGUUCAAGAAACAGCUACCCUAAAGGUUAUGCUGACUACCCGAGUUACAUGGCGUAUACAGAGUCGUCGAAGGCGAAAGUUAGAUCUAUGAGUGCACCAAAACAAAGGCCAAUAUAUGAGAAAUCUAGUUUAUCUAAUAGGUACUCACUUAAUGGACAUGACAUGGCAAGAUUGGCUUCACAGAAGACAUUUACAUUGCAAACAAGCUUCAGCAGCAAAGGGUAUCCAGGUUCUGGUCGUUUGGAUAAGCUUGGAAUGCCUGUGGGGUAUAGAUACUGAUGUUAAUGUUAAUUUCUGUUAAAAGGGUAUUAUUAUUAUCAUUAUUAUUAUUGUAGUAUCUUUAUUUUGAGGGUGUAAGACUUGUAACAUUUAUCUUGUUAACCGGUUGCUUUUGUGUCAGCUGCAAAUUCUAUUAAGAACUAUGGUCCAUCAUGGACUACCACUUGAAAAAUGUUUAGAUCUCCUAACUAUAUUAUAUAUACUUCUAAGAAAUGAAUUGACUUUAGUUGUUCUA